Molecule: messenger RNA, 2496 nt
Organism: Aspergillus thermomutatus
Lineage: Eukaryota; Fungi; Ascomycota; Eurotiomycetes; Eurotiales; Aspergillaceae
Exons: 3
Coding region: 1-2496 (831 amino acids)
Biological process (GO): carbohydrate metabolic process
Source: RefSeq, a predicted model, not a curated record
AUGUUAUUUUUUGGUUGUUUGAACGUCCUGUCCGCCGGCAGCCUACUGCUGGCGUCGCUUGCCAGGGCGGAUAGUGGCUCUGUUGUGUUUCCGAUCAAGUACAAGACAAUUGCAGGUUUCAAACGUUACAGUAGCAAUGGAAAGGAAAGAUCCUUCACGCUGAACCAGGCGAACCCACUAGUGACACUCGACUACGGCACCGAAGUUGGAGGUUUCCCUACCUUCACUGUUGAAUCUCUCUCGACCACUGUUCAAUUGCAGGCCAAAUACAGAGAGCCUCGAGCAGGUCUCGAUGCGCCGUUUGGUGACGGACCCUGGACAUUCGCAAAUGGUCUCUCAAACACCUUCCGCGUCGAAACCUUCAAUGUGACAUCCACCGGAACGGUUUCCUCGUUCUUUAUCCAAGGUGGUCUCCGAUGGCAAAAUCUACAACUAUUGACAGAUGGCACCGUCAAGAUCUGCCGACUUGGUAUUCGAUCGGGCAACGAUCGCACCCCCGUCGACGCUCUUCCGGGCUACUUUGAGUCCUCCAACAAACUGUACAACGAGAUCUGGGCUCUUGGGCCCCGGACCGUUCAGCAAGCAUGCAUUGCGGCGAAUGGCGCUCCGUCAACCUGGGAAGUUACGGAAGAUGGUGUGUAUCUGCGUGGACAGCAACCAGCGCAGUCAGUGGUGGGAUCACCGUUCAACAAUUACACGAUGACGUUCCAGUCCAAGAUUGUCCGUGGUGGUACGGGAUGGAAGGUCGCUUCGGGGGUGAUGGGCUUCGGACCGUACUUUGUGCUUACCGGCGAGUAUCCCACUGGAUCGACCUUUGUCAAUACCAACACCACUCUUGUUCCGGCGAAUACCCUAGCGGUUGGUUACGGAUGGAACUUGCUCAAUCAGACCUCACUCACCAGUGGCAAGGUCAACUACUACCCUCUGCCGUUUGAUGUCAAGGAGGGUCAGUGGUAUGAGAUCUCGACUCGUAUCAACGCCACCGGCUACGGCGUCACAGUUAAUGAGACCGAGAUCUUCGUGCCGUUAGAUGAACUGCAGAUUGCCACUUCAUUCAUUGGGUCUUCGGGUAGUCUGACGGGAGGAACCUGGGGCUUUGGACCAUAUCAGGACCAGAUAGCCCUGGUCAAAGAUGUCACAGUUCACGCGCAGAAUAGCUCUUUGCUUUACCAUAAUCCAAUGACAUCCGCUUCAGUGCUGAAGGAAUACGGCGUCAUGGCCAACACUCAUUCGAUCUGUCUUGACGGCGCCAAACGCGACCGCCUCGUCUGGUCGGGCGAUUUCGCACAUACAUACCGCGUCGUCCAAGCCAGCACAUAUCGCUCGGACUUUGUCGCUGGGACUUUGGAGUACCUGAUCGAUCGGCAGGCAUCCUCCUCCAUCUAUGACGGGUACUUCAGCAUGUCCCCUGCUAUGGGCCAGUCUGCGGACUACACCGAUGUCUACAAUUCCUUUGGUCUCAUCGACUAUCAGAUCUUAUUUUUGCACGCGUUCGCUGGGUAUUACCAGAACUCUGGCGAUCAGGCAUUUCUCCAGAAACACUGGGCAAAAAUCAAGAAGGGGGUGGAGGUCACAGUGUCUUUGAUUGACAACCAGUCCGGAUUGGCUGUCUCUCCUUUCUUUGGAACGUUCUUCACCGGAUCGAGCAACGGCACUGCCGUCUCCGGCCUCCUUUCUCACACUCUGCGUCAAAUGGCGAAUCUCGCCACUGCCAUGGAGGAGACGGAUCUGGCAAUCAGCUGGACCUCCCACGCAGAUUCGAUCAAGGCUGCAAUCACCAAGCACCUCGCCUGGGCCAUCCUCUCCGGCGCCGCAAACACAACCCAAACCGAAUCCACCAUCGCAGCGCUCUCCUCCCUCCGCCUCGGAAUCGGCUACAAGAGCUCCACCUCCAUCACCUCCUCCCCAUCCGCCAAUCUCUCCCCCUUCCUAUCAGGCUUCCUCCUCGAAGCCCUCCUACAAGCAAGCCGCAACAGCGCAACCGCAAGCAACGCCCGCAAAACAGCCAUCAGCGUCCUCCUCGACCACCUCUGGGCAGCGAUGGUCACGCAGGACGAGUACUACACCGGGACGACCUGGGAAUACCUCUACCCGGACGGCCGCCCCGGUCUCGACCUCUACACCUCCCACGCGCACCCCUGGGCCGCGGCGCCGACGUAUGUCCUGACGGAGUACGUCCUCGGUGUCCAGGCUGUCUCUGCGGGUUUCGCGCGGUGGGCUUUCCGGCCCGCUGUGCUGGAUGUGGCUGUCUCGUGGGCGCGCGGGCGGGUUCCCACUCCGCAUGGCCUGAUCCAGGCGAGCUGGAGGGUGGCUGGUGAGGGGAUGCGUAUGGAGAUCAAGGUUUGUGGGCCGAAGGGGACGACUGGUGUGGUCGGUUUGCCUUUUGCUGUGCAGUCUUGUAUGGUUAAUGGGAAGAAGCAGGCGCCGGGGGCCGGUGGCUUGGAGGUUGCAGUUACUGGGGGGGGAUGUGCUGAGAUCCGGUGCACCCGGAAGUAG